Molecule: messenger RNA, 6111 nt
Organism: Amphibalanus amphitrite
Lineage: Eukaryota; Metazoa; Arthropoda; Thecostraca; Balanomorpha; Balanidae
Exons: 1
Coding region: 50-4594 (1514 amino acids)
Molecular function (GO): nucleic acid binding; zinc ion binding
Source: RefSeq, a predicted model, not a curated record
UUACAAGCUGUGCCUCGUGUGUGCCAGUCGGAUCGAGAAGAAAAUUCCGAUGAUGGAAGAUUCGACUCAGGCGGAGAACACAGAGACGGCGACGGUGAGUCAGGACACUGCCGGCGAGGAAGCUGGAGACACUGCAUGCGUGUUGAAGCACCUGAAACUUCAGCGCGGGCGCAAGGCCGCCGCGUUUACUCGUGCCUGUAACACGGCGGAGGCUCAGAUCGCGCGCCGAGCUAGCGAGGAAGAACUAAAGAAGCGGCUCGAAACCCUGAAUGCGACACUGGAUGGUUUCAUGGAGGCGAAUGACGCCUAUGUUGAGAAGGUGCAGGAGGUCUGCGAACUGGAAGAAGCGGAAGAGUACGCCACCCGACUGACGGCACGGCACGCCGAGACGGUGAAAAGAAUUGAAGAGGCGACUACGCACCGACCAGUGAGCUGCUGCGCGGCGUCGCAAGCAGAUGACAGACCACCACCAUCAAAGUUGCAUCACGGGGGGAGUAGAGCGAACGGAUCCCGUGUUUCAGGAGUCUCCAGAGCGGCGUCCAGGGAAGCUGUAAUAACGGCAGAGAUGAAAAGCCUGGAGCUGAAGCAUUUGAAAGCCAGGCAAGACAGAGAAAGGCAGCUGAGAAACCAGGAAACAGAAAGAACAGCUCAGAGGAGAAGAGAAGAAGACAGGAUGGAAGAAGAGAAGAGGAUGAUGGAGGAAAAGGAGUUAGAAGAGAAGAGGAUGAUGGAGGAAAAGGAGUUAGAAGAGGAGGUGGAACGAGCGCAGCAGAGGGCAAGACUUCUGAGGGCUGCAGAAAAUGACCUUGAAUGGGAGCGGAGAAACGACUUUGAUGACGAGAUCCCAGUGGAGGUGGAGCCUAACCACUGUGAUGUAACAAGAGGCGUCCGUCAUACGUCAGGUGAGCAGCGGCCGGCACCCAAUGGUGGCGAAGUUCCCCGCUGCAUCUCGUCAUCACCCAGAGCUGUCGGUGUUCCUCAAGGCGAGAAUGGGGUGCACAAGAAUGACGGAUUGGCUCGUGCCAGCUGGAUCCCACCGCCAGCCUCACCCCGACGGAAUGACCUGGCAGGACCAUCAGCGUUCGUGAAGAGCAUACCGCGACUGACUCUGCCAACGUUCCGUGGAAAUGCACGUGAGUGGCCGCGCUGGAUUGGUCUUUUCAAAGCCUUGGUGCAUGAUCAGCCGUCCCUGUCGGAUGCUGAGCGCAUGGCUCACCUUCAAAACGCGGUGGAAGGGGCCGCGGCCCAGGCCAUUGACGGCAUGUUAUUCAACGGUGACUUGUAUCACGAGGCCUUGAAAACCUUGCAAGAUAGGUUCGGACGAGAGGAAGACAUCAUCCAGGCCCACCUGCGAAAUGUGUUCAUGACCUCGCCACCGUCACUAAUGGACCUCCCAGCGAUGGAGAAGUUUUAUGCGGUCGUCCAUAACACAGUCACCGUCCUGCGAAAUCUCGGCUACGCGAGUGACCUGUCAAGCAGUGAAAACUUGAGAAGAGUGGUCGAAAAGCUGCCGAGCGAGCUAGCCCGAGAGUGGGGCCGUGAAGUGUUCCGGCUGCGACCGACGAGACCGACUCUGGAGACGUUCACCGAGUGGCUCCAAGUCCAAGUCAGCAUCCUGAGCUUCUCUGCUGUCCAGUCCGGGACUUCAACAUCGGAACGGAAACGUGCAACAGUUGCUUCAAGGGACGGCCCUGUUCGGCGAACAGCGCUGGCGACAGGAGCUAAUGGUGAAACCGAACCAGAGGCCCGCUCUCUGCCAGUGUGCGUGGUGUGCAGCAGUAACCACAGGCUGAGCGACUGCUCAGAAUUCAAGGCCAAGACCCCAGACGCAAGAAGCGCUGUUGCCUAUGAAGAAGGUCUUUGCUUUUCAUGCCUCAAGAAGGGCCACUGGAGCAGAAGCUGCAAAGUGUCUCGGCGGUGCAAUGUGAAGGGAUGCAAGCUCACGCACCAUCCGCUUCUCCACCGCGGAUCAAGUCGGUCAGGAACCGAUCAGAGCAACUCGAGGAGGGAUCAGUCGUCAGCAGGGACAACCACGGGAGCGCCUGAAUCUUCAGCUGAAGGUAGUUCCGGGAACCAGCCGUUUGUAGCGGCCUCGGUAAAAACGGACACAGACACACUGCUACAGAUUGUUGCUGUGCGGGUUCACGGGCCCCGUGGUUCGACAGACGUUCUGGCACUCCUGGAUGCUGGAGCUCAGACAUCACUGUGUCGUGAGGAUGUUCUGGAGGAGCUGGGCGUUGCCGGGGAGCGACACCCGCUCUGCAUACAAAACGUGGAGACCAGUGGCACUCAGCGUCCGUCCGAGAGAGUGAAACUGAAGAUCAGCCCCCUUGGCACAGGGGCAAAGAAGUGCAUCAACAUUCCUGAAGUGUGGUCUGUGCCAGCGCUGAAUGUGACUGCGAAUACGAUGACGAAGAGUCAGCUUCAGAGAUUUGAACACCUUCGUGAUCUGGAGUUCCCGCAAUAUAAUGGCGGGCAGGUGAAGCUGUUGAUUGGUGCAAACGUCCUUGAAGCAGUGCUGCAGAAGGAGGUGCGUGUGGGACGUCCGAAUCAACCGGCUGCUGUGAAGACAGACCUAGGGUGGACCCUGACGGGCUGCGUGUCUGACAUCGUGCCCAGCAGCAUGCGCCAGGUCAUGUUUCUGAGACGUCAAUCGAGUGAGAGCGAAGUGGAGCUGUGCGCUGCCGUCAACGAAUGGUGGUCUGCAGAAGCAUCUGGAACAAAGGACAGUGAAACGACGUCACGAUCGGAGAUGGAUAAGAAAGCACUCCAGAUGCUGGAAAGAAACACGACCAAAGGUGGAGAGCGAUACGAGACCGGUCUGCUGUGGAAGGAGACAAGUCCUACACUUCCCAACAGCAAGCGACAGGCUAUUCAGCGACUACAGGCCACGGAGAGAAAGCUCGAGAAGCUUCCAGAGGUCGCAGGGAAGUACCUUGUCAUCAUCAACUCCUACGUCGCCGAGAGACAUGUAUCGGUCGCUGCUGUCUCGGCAGACGCACUCACAGAACAGAAUGAGUUUGAGCUGGGCCAGCAGCUACAGGAGGCUCAGCAGGAGCUGCAGAAGCAGUCCAGCCAGCUGGAGGAACAGCAGCAGGCAGCUGCCAGACUCCAGGAACAGCGGACCAUGGCCACCGCAGACUACAGGAAGGCAGAUGCCGGCCUCACCAGAGCGUUGGCCGCUGAGCUGGCCGCCUGUCGGGAGCGCGACCAGGUGCUCUCGGACAAGGCGAGCUUGGUACAGCAGCUGGAGCGGCGCGCUGCUGAGGUGGCCCGGCUGACGGCCGAGCUUGCCGACCGAGGAGCUGAACUGGCUGCAGCUAAUGCGGCAAAGUAUCGGGCGCUGGUACAGGUGGAGGAAAUUGCCGCCAAGGAGAUCAAUUUCCAGUACAGAGAGAGGAAGAUGGCGAGUGAGAAGGAGGUGCUGGAGAAGCAGAUGUCUCUGCUGCUGGAGAGCCUGAAGUCGCAAGCAGAGGAGCUGUCCACGCUGCGCCGCCAGCACAGCUCGCGGAACCUCCAGCUGCAGGCCGACCUUGCCAUCAAGAUGCACCAGCUGGGGACGGAGCAGGCGGAAAAAGAACGGCUGACACAGCAGGCGGCCGACCUGGAGCAGCGGCUCACCGAAAUGGUGGAGAAGCCCCGGCUGCAGCGUGAGGCCGAGAUCGAGCAGGAGGAAAACUAUCGACAGCAGCUGCGGUUACAGGAGCGGCUGGCGCAGCCCUACAAAGAGGGCGUCGAGAAGGCGGAGGCCAGGUCGAAUGAGAUGCUGCGCUCGGUGGACGAGCUGCGGUCACUGCUGAGCUCGGCCAGCGAGCAGCAAAGCCAGCUGGAGGUGCAUCUGGACGAGACGCACACCCAGCACGGCCAGCACCUGGUGGAGCGCGACAAGGUGAUCCUCCAGCUGCGUGACCGGCUGGAGACGUACGAGGAGCAGCUGCAGGCAAUCACCCGCAAAGGUAGCCUUUCAGACGAGGCGGUGGAGGCCACGUCACCGUCCGCCGCCGCCGUCAGCCGGCUCCUGCGGCAGGGCAUGACGCUCACACAUAUCUUCACCGGGUUCAGUCAGGCCAAGGAGCAGCUGACGGCCACAGAGGCCGAGAGCAAGCAGUUCAAACUGUGCCUCGACCAGAUCCUGAAGGACAUUGAUAAGUGGACGCCGGCCAUCCAGAGACAGCGCAAGGAUUAUGAGGCGGCGGUGCAGACGAUCGACUCUCCCACAGGUAACAAUUACGAGGCAUUACGGAAGCUGGAAACAGCACGCGCCAAGCCUGACGGCGCCCGCCGGCGACUGCGUAUCGUACAACACGAGAGGGAUCGGCUGGCCGCCCAGACAGCGGACCUGGCAAUGCAGUUUUGUGUGCCGCUGAAGAAGGUGGAGGAGGCGCGCGGCGGGUUCGUCGCCACACCCCGGUACGAGCUCGAGCUGGACACCUUCUCCGUCGGACGGCUGAUCGCCCAGCGUCUGGUCACCUUCCGGGACAAAGAGGGGCUCCAGGCGCGCAACCAGGAGCUGCUGUCCGUGGUGCGCGAACUGAGCGCUGCCCGGGAGAAGCUGAACACGCAGCGCUCAUGGCUGCGUCCCGUGGACAACUGAUCACUGCCUGCUGCGGUCCCAUGCCCGAGAUACCAACCGUCCAGUCCCCCAUAGCCGGUGCUCAUCUGCGUUUUCUCGGAGAAGAUAUCCAAAAGUCGUCCGUCAUUUCCAUUGUGCGUGUGACUUGACGCCCCCUGCCCACUGACCGUUCGCGACGGCUCUGGUAUUUUUGUGCCUUCCUGACAGGGACCUGAGUCUGAGUUCAGGGCUGUGUAAAGGAUGCCGUAGCCGCGCGCGAGUGUUAGGCCCGCUUUAUCUCGCUACGCACCUUUCUGGUAUGCUGAGCAUGUCUUUACUUACAUGGAGCUUGGAAAUGAUCGUUACCCGCGCCCGUUUCGGUUAUCACCUUGCUUGACUGUUGGUUUGUGCUGUUCAAUUUGUCGGUCAAAUGUAUGUGUUCGACGUUCGUAGUGAAGCCGAACACAGGGGGGAGUGAUGUUGCCGACAAAUUGCACCUAUGCAAGGCGGUACGGGCGAGAGACUCGGCGCUGCCGAGCCGAACCGCCGCCGCGCCGCCGAGCCGAGCGCCGUCCGCGGUCGCGGGACGCUGGCGUCCCCUCUGACCCGGCUGGCCGGCCGGCGCGGCAGGGCGGCUCCCUGUUUGCGUAGGACCGGCCCAGGUCCGGGCCAUUGUGUGGGGCACGCACGUGCGCGCCCAGCGUGUGUGUUUUCCGGGUGGAGCGCUGGACGCCCGGGCCAUUUUUAGCCUUUUCUGUGUGCUCUGACCGUCCUCAACGCGUCUUGUUUUCACCCCCUGUCGCUGUAUAUAAACUAGUUGUAAACACCCCCCGCCCUCACUUCACCUUUCGACUUCGACGGGGACACUGCGCUGCCCCUAGCUCUCUUCCCGGUACGUUUCGCUGCCUUGUCCGCCAAAUAUAGUGAACUAGAAGACAAAGUGUGUGAGAAGCCCGAGUGAGAAGUGAAACAGUGCGCGGUCUACACACAGAUGAGAUAUUCGACGGAGAUGCGGCAGGCGUAUCGGUUCCGGUGACCAGGUCUACUGACUAUCCUUUUUUAUCCUAAAACAUUCCUAAAACUCUCUAAGAAGGGGGUUCCUUUGUCGUCGGCAUCCGGCGCUCUAUAUUUAGGCCCUAACAUACUCCCUGAGAGGGGAAUUCCUUUGACGUCGGUAUCCGGCGCUCUCAUAUUUUAGGCCCUAACAUACUCCCUAAGAAGGGGGUUCCUUUGACGUCGGUAUCCGGCGCUCUCUUAUUUAGGCCCUAACAUACGCCCUAAGAAGGGGGUUCCUUUGCCGUCGGUAUCCGGCGCUCUUUUAUUAGGUCCAAAUAUACUUCCUAAGAAGGAGGUUCCUUAGUCGUCGGCAUCCGGCGCUCUAUCCUGUAUCCAAUAUUUAGUUGUAUCUUAACUAGGCUAACGUGAUAGGUUAUAACAUUUAUUUUCCCAAUUUUCCAAUUAAACCAUUUUCCUCCUGGAUCUCGGUCACCAAACAACCAAAUGCUGUGCGAUGCGCGAUUAAAUACAGUCCACACCAUGAAAGGAGAUUCGAACGAAAG